Messenger RNA from Aspergillus udagawae, 2415 nucleotides. Its product is annotated as CHAT domain-containing protein. The record is from RefSeq and is a predicted model, not a curated record. The coding region runs from base 1 to 2415 and encodes 804 amino acids. The transcript has a single exon. Lineage: Eukaryota; Fungi; Ascomycota; Eurotiomycetes; Eurotiales; Aspergillaceae.
AUGAACUGUCAACUGUCAGUACCGGAUGCACAAUGGUGCCGGAACCGGUACCUGGAACUGCACACCGCGAACAUGCAAGCCUCUCAGCUUCCCGCCUUGGUCGACAGCCUCCAGGCUCUCUUUGAGCAAGCCGUACCGCUGAACGAAUUUCGCGUCGCGGUUGGGUGUGCCUCGUUGCUGAGCCUUAACUAUAAGAGGCUUGAGGAAUGGGAAAGCAGCGUCAGGUGGGCCCAAGAAGCCAGAACCGUUGCCAUGACAUAUCUUGGUUGGUCGAUGGCCUCGAAAGCAGCGAAGACCCUGGCACAAGUCACAUACGACUAUGCCAGGGAAUCCCCCUCCCCGGAAAUCUUUAGUCAUCUCGUCUCGCUCUUAGCCGACGACGCCGAACGGGACGGUCGGCAUCAGAUGAUCGAGGACCAGGUGGACAAGUACGGUUUCCUUAGUGACGUCGAGCUACUACGUGCCGCGAAGCUGGAGAGCGUCAGCAGUCAGGACGCCUUUCAUGACUCGCUUACUUGGCUCGCAAAGGCCGAGGCUUUGAUCUCGCAGUUACCAGAGGAGCUGCAGCUUUACUAUACGGCCGAGAAUAUAUACAAAAGGUCUAACGCGUACUAUGCCAUCGACGACAUUCCAGCCGCAUUGGUGUGCGUUCGAAAUGCUUGCACCCUGUUCGAAGAGAUCGGCAAGGAGCGCGAAACGGCCUUGAUGCACCGGAGGAUCGGCCAACUGGAAUUGCUCGCUGUCGAGCUCCACCUUGAGACUGCCAAUUCUUCGCUCGGCGAGAUUUUGGAAAGUUUCCAGCGGUCGGAGGCGUUCCUAAAAACUGCAGGCUUUCAAGAACAGCUCGCUGAUUGCCAUCUUCAGCAAGCCUGGGUCUGGGAGAGAGCCCUUCUUCAAGGCCACGAAGGGGCGCUGGAGCACGCCCUGAGGAACCUCGAUAGGGCGGAGCAGAUUCGGAACGAAAUCCGCAUGGAUUUUACCAUUCAGCGAGACGCCAAGUCGUUGAUACAGAAACAGGCUCUCGUCAGCCGGAGCGCGGAACUGUAUACACUCGGGUUCGAACUAAGCUUAAGGUUGAACGACACUGGCCGGAGUUGGUGGUGGCUGCAGCAGGGUAAAGCACGAGGACUCCUGGACCUCAUUGGUUUCGGUGCCGACGUGCCCGAAAGCAUCAGAGCUGAUAUUUCCAGAGACAAGACCGCCGCGGAGCUGUGGGAGCAGGAGGCCGCAGUUCUGCAACAGAUAUCCGUCGCUCCUCCUGUCGACCGCUUUCGGCUAAGAGCAAGCUUGGCCAAGCUGCGCCGCUCUAUGGACAACCAUCCAACCCUGCAUCCAGCGCUUGCGUACCGUGGAGCGCGGAGCCUCGAGCUCGAGCAGUUGAAGAACAUGUUUCAGGCAAGAACAGACAUCAUCUGUGUUGACUGGGCGGUGGUACACAGCAAGCUAUUUAUGGUGUCAGUGCGACCCGGGGAGGAACCAAGGAUCUCAGAGCUUGAAAUCGAGCUCAAAGACGUAACUUCAUGGAUGCGGGCCAACAUGAAGCCCGCGCAGCUGCGCGAAAAGUCCGCCAUUUCCAGGUUCAAGAAGCUUGACCCUCUCGUCGGACCUUUGGCCAAAAUUUCCAAGGAGGGAGAGCUAUUGGUGUUCUGUCCCACUAAUGUCCUGGCCGGCCUCCCUCUCCAUGCCUUAGAAGUCGGUCAGCAAGUGGUUAUCGAGCGCAACCCGGUCAUAUACUCGACCAGCCUGUCGAUACUACAACACUGCCUGCAACGACAAGGCAGAGACACGCCGACAACUUUCAAUAUCGCGAUAAUUGGCGAUCCAACAAGCGAUCGAGCAGCAGCGGCAGACUCUGCCUCGAGUCUAGGAUUGCGGAUGAAGACAGAACCCCUUGUUGGCCAGGCGGCGACCGCGCAGGCUUUCAAAUCCGCGGCCGAGCAUGUGGACAUCUUCCACUACCACGGCCACGUCAAGUUCGAGGUCGAGGAGCCGCUCGAGUCAGCAUUCAAGCUUCACGGGGGAGAAAAUGUAACGGCCCGAGAUCUAUUUAGCAUACAAAUGCGCACCAAGCUGUUCACCAUAAUCGCCUGUGAGAGCGGGAAACAGAACGUCCUGCCUGGUGACGAGCCGCUGGGACUGGUGCCCGUUCUCUUGCUGGCGGGAGCCAACGCUGUGGUCGGGACGCUGUGGAACUGUUGGGACACGGCGGGCAAGGAGUUCGCCGAAACUUUCUAUCAGAUCAUCUGCCACGAAAGGGAGCGUAGCAGCGGGUCUAACCAAGAACCUCCGUCGUCGUCCACUAUCAAUCUAGCGUUUGCGCUUCGCGAGGCCGUACUCGACAUCCGGAAACGACGACCAGAACCCUAUUUCUGGGCACUCUUCGUCCUCUAUGGAAAUUGGGAUUUGGUGUUCUAA